AUGGCUUCUACUGGUUUGAGUCCUGUAAUGGCAAUUGAGAAUCUUAACAUCACACCAAAGCCAAACUGGCUUGAACUUCCUAGAGACAUAACCAAGAACAUACUGCAGAGACUUGGUACACUUGAAAUAGUUACAAGUGCAUCUGUUGUGUGCCCUCUCUGGUGGAACAUAUGCAAAGACCCUCUCAUGUGGUCCACCAUUGACAUGUUUACCGGUAUCACCAUUGACGAGAUCACUGAUCUCUUUCAGCCAGAUUCUUACUUUGAAAAUUUCAGCAGAUUAGAAAAGAUUUGUCGCUAUGCUGUUGAUCGAAGUUACGGUCAUCUCAAAGACAUUUAUAUUAAUAAAUUCGGAACCGAUGAUCUCCUCCGUCACAUUGCUCAAAGUGCAAGUCACCUGAGAUCCAUGAGGCUAGAAAAAUGCUAUGACAUUUCAACUGCAGCAUUCUAUCAAGUUGUGAAGAAUCAGCCAUUCUUAGAAGAGCUUGAUAUUUUCCACAGUUUUUACGAAGAAACAGAAUUUUUUGAACAUAUAGGCCAAAGUUGUCCGGUUUUGAAAUCGCUGAAAUUUAGCCCUUAUAUUGAGACACUAGACAGUAAGUCCGACGAUGUUGCAUUUACUAUCGCAAAAACAAUGCCUAAGCUGCGCCAUCUUGCAAUUUUGAACAAUGGGCUAACUAACAAUGGAUUGCUAGCUAUUUUAGAUGGAUGUCCUCUUCUUGAGUCUCUUGAUGUUCGAGGAUGCCUUUAUCUCGAUUUGGACGGAAGUUUGAAUCAAAGAUGCAGUGAACAGAUCAAAGAAUUAAGAUUUCCAUCUGAUUCUAUAGAUAAUAAAUUUAAGUUUGGUGAUUAUGCUAUCCAUGUGCAGUUGAGAAUGUGUUCUGAUUUAGAUGUUUCUGAUUUUUCUUUGGUAGAUCAGAUUCAGGAAAUAAUUUGAUCAAGUGUUGAAAAGCUUUUUGCAUU
Messenger RNA from Vicia villosa (hairy vetch), 962 nucleotides. Its product is annotated as putative F-box/LRR-repeat protein 23. Lineage: Eukaryota; Viridiplantae; Streptophyta; Magnoliopsida; Fabales; Fabaceae. Gene Ontology annotation, molecular function: protein binding. The coding region runs from base 1 to 936 and encodes 311 amino acids. The record is from RefSeq and is a predicted model, not a curated record. The transcript is spliced from 2 exons.